Corythoichthys intestinalis (scribbled pipefish) is the source of this 1527-nucleotide messenger RNA. RefSeq names its product cofilin-2-like. Gene Ontology annotation, molecular function: actin filament binding. The record is from RefSeq and is a predicted model, not a curated record. The coding region runs from base 72 to 542 and encodes 156 amino acids. The transcript is spliced from 4 exons. Lineage: Eukaryota; Metazoa; Chordata; Actinopteri; Syngnathiformes; Syngnathidae. Gene Ontology annotation, cellular component: actin cytoskeleton; actin cortical patch; cytoplasm. Gene Ontology annotation, biological process: actin filament severing; actin filament fragmentation.
ACUUCCUGAAUUUGUCAAGACCUUACCAAACCUGCACGAUAUCGUGUCAUCGCAAGACCUUCGUAGACAAGAUGGCGUCAGGCGUGGCCGUGGACGAUGAAGUCAUCAAUUUGUUCAAUGAUAUCAAGAAGCACAGGAAGCAGAAGGCGGCGUUCUUCCGCCUCAGCGACGACAAGACGAAGAUCAUCGUGGACCACUGCAUGAAGGUCAUGUGCGACGACGCCGACCCUUUCAAAUCCUUCAAGGACAUGCUCCCGAAAGAUGACUGCCGAUUCAUCGUCUACGACGCGUUGUUCGACACGGAGGAUUCCAAAAAUAGGGAACAAAUGAUCUUCAUCAGCUGGGCUCCCGAUACCGCUACCGUCCAGAAAAAGAUGAUCCACGCAUCCUCCCGUGAAAACAUCAAGAAACUCUUUGGCCUGACUGCGGAGUGGCAGGUGAACGAUUUAUGCGAAGUUCAACCUGAAGAUCUGGCUGAAAGGUUGAGCAGGGAUACCGUGGUCUGCAUAGACGGGAAGGUCUUACCGGGUAAAUGCGGCUGACACCAACAGCAAGUCACUUGGCGUUAAAAAGCGGUCUGGUUUCAUCGAACGUGUCUGUCCUUUUUGGACUUCCACCGAUUAUUUGGACUUGAUUUCAUAGUAGUGCUGUAUGAUAUGACGAAAGGGGAGGGAAGCUCCAAGUCUCUUCCUUCCGAUACGAUUUGCUCACGAUAUGAUCUCACCCUUUGGCGAAACACGGUUGGGAAAUCAAUCGGUGAUUUUCUACCAGAAAAAUAAGCCUUUACUAAACGGAAAUCUAGAUAUUAUUACAACAGUCUUGUCCACAAAUGAGUGUCUUUAUGAACUCAUUGACUGGCAUUUCCGAGGAUAAACAUCUAAUUCAUUUAAAGUGGUAGGACUGGCGCCUGGCAGUCAAUGCUCAGUAAAUGAUCCAAAAUGUACAGGAAGUGACCCCGGAAUGCCCCAAAUUUGUGCUUCCUGAUUGAUUUUUUUUGUCAAGAACAGUAUGUCAUAUUUAUUUAUUUCCUUACCGUUAAUAUAAAUCGCCAAAACGAUACCAUUUUUUAAUUUUUAAUUUUACAUGUCUAAUCGUCAUUAUUGCCAGACUUUUUCUGCAAUACAUAUUUUGGCCAGCCGAUGACGCCCAGUAUGACGAGAUUGCAAAUGCGUAGUAGUACCACCCAUCGGCCACUAAGUGUCCUAAUCUCCCAGCACUCACGAGUAGUUUUACCAAAUAAUCAAAAAUGUAUUACAUCGUGGCAUGUCAUGAUCCAUUUUUUUCUUUAUAUCACACAGCACUAGCUAAAAAUAAGCAAUAAUCAAAAUAUUUGUCCAAUAGCUUUUUCCUUUUCUCACGUGUUCCUUUGCUGGGUUUAUUUUGGUUUGUGUGACAAACUGUUGAUGACCUUUAAAAAAAAUGGAAACUGUUUGAAAAUAUUUUCCUUUUUUUGGGGUGCGUGUUUUCAUUGGAAUCAUUUUUCCCCUUUUUGUUUUGGUGGAUCAAGUGUCCUCUCAAAAAUAAAAA